AUGGCCCUUCAGGACGUGUGCAAAUGGCAGGCCCCCAACACCCGGGGACCGUCCGUUCACUUGCCUCAAGCUGGUGGUUGGGCUGUGCCCCGGGGCUGUGACCCUCAAACCUUCCUGGAGACCUAUGGCCCCAGGCUGGCUCAUGGCACCACCACCCUGGCCUUUCGCUUCCGUCAUGGCGUCAUCGCCGCAGCUGACACUCGUUCCUCCUGUGGCAGCUAUGUGGCAUGUCCAGCCUCACGAAAGGUCAUCCCCGUGCACCGGCACCUCCUGGGUACCACCUCCGGAACCUCCGCCGACUGCGUCACGUGGUAUCGGGUGCUACGGCGGGAGCUGCGGCUUCGGGAGCUGAGGGAAGGUAAGCUCCCCAGUGUGGCUGGCGCAGCCAAACUCUUGUCAGCCAUGAUGUCCCGUUACCGGGGUCUGGAUCUGUGUGUGGCCACUGCCCUGUGUGGCUGGGACCACUCCGGCCCUGCUCUCUUCUAUGUCUAUAGUGAUGGCACUUGUCUGCAGGGGGACAUCUUCUCUGUGGGCUCUGGAUCUCCGUAUGCCUAUGGGGUACUUGACCGUAGCUACCGCUAUGACAUGACCGUCCAGGAAGCCUACACCCUGGCCCGCUGUGCUGUGACCCAUGCCACCCACCGGGAUGCUUAUUCAGGGGGCUCCGUGGACCUUUUCCACGUUAGAGAGAGCGGAUGGGAGUACGUGUCCCGCAGCGAUGCCUACGCGCUGUAUAUGGAGUUGCAGACAGCCCGGGGCUUGGAGCAAGAGCUGGAGGCCAAAGCUGGUGAGGUCCUUCCCGAGCCCGCCACUCCACAAGAUGCGCAGGGAGGCAGAGAACUCUUCGUGGAGCCAGAGGAGGUGACACCGGAAGACGGCAGGGUGAUGGCGAAGACUGAAGCGAUGUGAGAAAGGACAGAACUUGGGGGACCUGGACAAGGGGGGGAAGUCAGGGAACGAGGCCGCCCUGGCAGGGCGAGCUCUGGGAGCAGCCUCAUGGCGUCUGGCUCCGGCCCUUCUGGGUUGCCUGCUUUAUUUGUGGAAGUCCUGUCCUUUCUGCCUCCCAGAGCCGUGGAUGUCUCUGUCAACACAUUCUGAUGAUGCGCAAUA
Molecule: messenger RNA, 1110 nt
Organism: Psammomys obesus (fat sand rat)
Lineage: Eukaryota; Metazoa; Chordata; Mammalia; Rodentia; Muridae
Gene: Psmb11
Product: proteasome subunit beta 11
Exons: 1
Coding region: 1-909 (302 amino acids)
Cellular component (GO): proteasome core complex
Molecular function (GO): threonine-type endopeptidase activity
Source: RefSeq, a predicted model, not a curated record